Messenger RNA from Lucilia sericata (common green bottle fly), 5340 nucleotides. RefSeq names its product tetratricopeptide repeat protein 21B-like. The transcript is spliced from 7 exons. The coding region runs from base 479 to 4483 and encodes 1334 amino acids. Gene Ontology annotation, cellular component: intraciliary transport particle A. Gene Ontology annotation, molecular function: protein binding. The record is from RefSeq and is a predicted model, not a curated record. Gene Ontology annotation, biological process: protein localization to cilium; intraciliary retrograde transport. NCBI's taxonomy places the organism in Eukaryota, Metazoa, Arthropoda, Insecta, Diptera, Calliphoridae.
UAAGGGAAAUUCGAAAGUUAAAGACAUAUGUGGGAGAAGCAAAUGUCGUUUUCAGAUUCCAAAUGCUAAUGAAUAGUAGAUCUUCAUCGUCUGCAACUGAGAAAGGGAGUGAUAUUGAACUAAUUGUAAAACAUGAUCCCGAUGAAGGAAAGUUUUACGUUGACGUGGAAGAUGUUGGUAGCGCAUAUAUAGAGUACGAUAGAAAUGAAGAGUUGGUUAUUAUAAAGCACACAGAGGUACCGAAAGAAUUAGGAGGUCGGGGAAUCGGAAAAAUACUAGCAAAGAUAGCUUUGGAAUAUGUGGCUAAAAACGAUUUGCAGCUAGAAAUAAAAUGUCCUUUUGUUCGUAGCUAUGUUUGUAAAUAUGAACCCAAGUACAUAAAAUAUAUACAAAAAUAAAAUUAUAUUUUAAGUAAAAGCUGAUUAGUCUUUGAAAACGUUUAUAUCGUGCUGAAAUAUUAUUACUGUGUACUGUAAGUAUGUUGGAUACGGAUGAUUUUGAAAGCCUCUUACUAUACUAUGGGCGAUCAGAGUUUUUUCACAUUAUGCAGAAGACUGCUUUAGACGGAUUGGCACGCUUUCCGUCACAUAUUGUGUUUAGACUUUACAAUGGCAUUGCACUAGUGCUAGGAAACCGGGUACAAGAGGGAAUACGCGAAUUGAAUCCUUUAAAGAAUGAUUCAGAUCUUGGAAUUGGCGCUGUAAUUGCUCUACUUUAUGCACACAAACACUGCAGUGUUGUCGAUCGCGAUGCAAUUGGAGUGCUUGAAAAACGAUUAACGGAUGACCUAAAAAAGGGAAGUGCAAUUGGAUUUUACAAUGCAGCAGUAUUCCUUUUCUUAGCAAGGAAGUACGAAAAGGCUCGCGAAUAUGUUGAUAAAGCAUUACAACUCGAUAGUCAGCACGAGUAUUCUAUUGUGUUGAAGGCGUGGACGGAAAUGUGUCAAACUGUAGGUCUCGUUGGUGGAAAUAUAUUAAACACCCUAGAACACGUAUUGGCUAAGAGCAGCAAGAAUAUUGAUUUAUCUUUGGCACUAGUGAGAUAUUAUCAACUAAGAGGUGAAUUUGAGAACGCCAUUAACAACUUGAAUAGACUUUCCGUGCGAUUUCCGGAACUUAAUAUUCCCUUAAUUGAGAAGAUGAACACUCAGUUGGCUGCUUUAGAUUGGGAUCAUGCCUAUGAGACGGCUUUACGCAUAAUAAACUUGGAGCCUACUAAUAUACCGGCUUUACAGGUAAAGGCACUAUUGUUGAUUACACGAGAGGGGAACAUGAAGGGUGGUAUUUCUACUCUGCAACAAUUACUAGUUGCUACUGAGCGCGUAGAGUCUAGUAAUUCGAAAAUUCUUUUGAAGAUAUGUCAGCUAUUUGCUCACAUAAGUUCACGCAAUGCAGAACUAUUGUCGCUAACGCUACGAUUUAUUGACAAGCUUAUUCAAUCUAAUCCAUCGGGUGUAGAAUACAUUGUUGAGUUGGGAAAUGAACGAAUGCUAUUAGGAAAUAUCAAAGAGGCGGCGAUAUGCUAUCGCUCAGCAAUUAAAAUAGAUAGCAAUAACUUUAACGCUCUUUGCGGCCUUACUGCUUGCCAGUUGUUAGAACAUGGAUGUACUGAGCAGGCUCAACAACAAGUUGAAUUUUUGAACGAGUUACGUCCGGGCGACUGUGAUCCAUUGUUAUUAUUUUUACGAGCGAAAAUUACAUCUAGAAGUGAUCAAGCCAUUGCACUUUUGACCAAAGCAACGGAAAUUCAUAUGCGAAAGUUGGAAGGACACGCUUUUGGACCAGAAUAUGCUCACAUUAUGAAUCCAGAAUUUUUAUUACAGAUUACAGCUGAAUUUUUGCACCAUUCACCGGUUCAAGUUAACAUUAAGCAUGGACUCAAUUUAUCUCAAGACACGUUGCAUAUAACACUUAAACAUUGUAUGACGAUCUUAGAUAAUAUUCUUAAGUUUUGUCCUUCACAUAUACAAGCAAUAUUUAUGAGGGCCAAGGUACAUUUCUUGUGUGGUGAAGUGGCUAUGGCAGCUACAAUAUUGCAAAAAAUUCUCAAUGAUAUUGAUGUAACUUAUACGGAUGCAUACCUCCUAUUGGCCCAGAUCCAAAUGCAGCAGCAACAGUAUUCUAAGGCACUGCAGUCUCUUGAGUUAGCCCUUUCAUAUAAUUUUGCAAUUAGAGAAAAUCCUCGAUAUUAUUUACUGUUGGGCAUUGGACAGCGUCAUCAACAGCAGUACACGGAGGCUCAAAAAAGCUUUAUAUCUGCCAUGCAUUUGGUAGGCAAUGAAACUUCACUACCAGAACGCAUUCAAUCGCCUAAUAGCAGAGCUCGAACUGAGUUGCUCAGUAAUUUUACUGUCGCCGAUAAGGUGACCCUGUAUCUGGAAUUGAUUAGCACUUACAAAGAUAUUGGCGACAGUCAGGGAGUUUAUGAGAGCGAACGUCUAUUACAAUGCGCUAUGGAAGAAUUCAACGAAACAUCUGAGGAAGGACGUUUAGUUAUUGCUCAUGCUGAAUUUAUGCUACAAAAUGCUAAUGUCAAUAAGGCCAUUGAUCUUUUAUCAGCCAUACAGCCAGGUCAAUCUUAUUACAUUCAGGCAAAAACACAUUUGGCAAAUAUACAUUUACAAUAUCGUAAAGACCGUGUCGCGUUUGCAAGGUGUUUCAAAGAACUGGUAGAAAAUUGUCCUGAAUCUGAAAGUUAUUUAAUGCUGGGAGAGGCGUACAUGUCUAUUCAAGAGCCGGAUUUAGCUGUUGAGGCAUAUCAAAAGGCGUUAGAGUUAAAUCCACAUGAUUCUCAUUUAGCUAGUAAAUUGGGUAGAGCCUACGUUAAAACACAUCAAUAUGUUAAAGCUAUACAAUUUUAUCAAGAGGCACUAAAAAACCAAAAUCAUGAAAGUUUAAAUCUAAAUUUAGCCGAACUUUUUUUAAAGUUAAGACAGUUUAAAAGCGCUGAAGAAGUUUUAACAAAAAAUGAAGAUCAAAAACAAAUAGAAUUGUUGGACAUUGAUGGACUACAAUUGAGAACUAAGCGACUUUUAUUAUUGGCUCGCGUCCAUGAAAAAGCUGGAAAUAAUAGUAUUGCUAUGCAAAUUCUUAAAGAUGCUAAAGAAAAUCAAUAUAGAAUACAGAAGCGAAUCAGUGUUGAUCAAUCAGGAAGCAUACAGGAGCAAAAUAAAACAUUGUCCAAAAUUUGUUUGCUUAUGGCACAACAUUCCAUUAAUUUGAGAAAUAAUGAGCAGGCAUUAUCUUGUUUCAAAGAAUGCUUAAAAUAUACACCGAAUGACAUUGAGGUAUUGACAUCGCUCGGUCGCCUUUACAUGCAAACGAAUGCAAUGGAAAUGUGUCGCGACGUGUGUCUGCAAAUUUUGCAGAUUGACAGUAACCAUGAAGCAGCAUCUGUAAUGAUGGCCGAUUUGUCGUUUCGAAAAAUGGAUUUUGAAAAUGCAGCUUACCACUUUUCGCAGUUGUUGUUGGCCCAACCUUGUUAUUGGACAGCAUUAGCUCGUUUAAUUGAAGUUAUGAGGCGCUCUGGUUCAUUGCUGGAUGUUAUGCCAUUUCUACAGCGUGCAGAGCAAGGAACUCAAAAUCCCAACCAAGCUCCGGGACUUAAUUACUGCAAGGGACUAUAUGAAUGGUAUAAUGGAAAUCCGAAUGGUGCACUGAGAUACUUUAACGCCGCACGAAGAGACUUUGAAUGGGGUCCUCAAGCGAUAUUUAAUAUGAUUGAAAUUUGUAUCAAUCCGGAUGGAGACAUUCCAAAUGGUUCUGAUCUAUUAGAUAAUGGUGACAGUGGAGACUUUAGUGAUGCACGUGCUAUAGCACUACGAACUGCUGACAGAUUGCUCAAAGAAUUGCGUCCUCGACCAAUUGGUUUAGACAAUGAGACACUUAACCAUCGAAUGUUACAAAACUUUUUAAAAUUGGCCUCAAAGCAAAAGUUUCAAAUCGAAUCUGCCCUUCAGGAUUUUGCCGAAUUGGCAGCUCGUGAUGAAUUUCAGAGUUCUGUCGGAACAAUAUUAGGCAUGGCAACCGGUCUCGUGCAGUUAAAACAAACACAAAGGGCUAAAAAUCAUUUAAAACGUUUAGCUAGAGUUAGUUGGAAUUUUGAGGAGGCCGAGUAUUUAGAGCGUAGCUGGUUAUUAUUGGCUGAUAUUUAUGUUAACGCCAACAAAUGGGAUGUCGCUGAAGGUUUGGUUGAUAAAGUUCUGGAACAUAACAAAUCAAGUGCAAAGGCAUACGAACUGUCUGGGUAUAUAGCUGAAAAAUCGCAAAAUUAUAGAGACGCUGCAAAAAAUUACAAUAACGCAUGGAAUUGCUGUGGACGUUCUAAACCUCAUAUUGGAUAUAAACUGGCUUACAAUCAUAUGAAAAUCAAACGGUUUGCAGAUGCUAUUGAAAUUUGUCAACAAGUACUUAAAUUACAUCCAGAUUACACUAUAAUUCGUAAGGAUAUUCUUGAGAAAUGUCGAAAUAAUUUAAGACCUUAAAUAAUUAGUAAUAACAGGCUUGAUUUUAAUUCUUUUGCUUAAAACAAAGGACUCAAAAAAGUAAAACAGCCCUGCAGGAAAUGGAACUAGUACCAAACUAGUAUUUUACUAGUACCAAAAUCACCAGUACUAGUUCCCAACUGUAAACUUUCCUAUACCAUCAUAAUGCUCCAAUUAACAUUGAGUGUGUUUGAAAAAUUAGUAGUACCAUUAGUUCUAGACUUAUACUAGUACACUUGGACCCAAUUGGGUUCUUUAGAACUAGUUUGAUACUAGUUCUAAUAUUCAUAAAAGUCGCACAAUUCCAAGUUAAAAUUACUACACAACUAGUUUUUUAUAAGGUUUUAUUUCUAAAGAUACAAAAAAAAAAAAUACAAUAAAAAAUGUUGUAAAUACAUUUACCUAACAAUUCAAUAUGAAAAUUUGAAGAAAUUCUGGUUUCCAAAAAUUCCUUUCAGGCACAUAUCUCCAUUUCGUUAUAAAAACAUUUGCCGUACGAUAAAAUUUAAUAGACGUACUUACAUAGGGAUUUGCCAGCAACCGGACCUAAAUUUGCAUGCACUAUUUAUCCUCUCAUUUGAAGGGAUAUGUUUGAAAAUAUCGUUUUUUAUGCAAAAUGUUUCAAAAUUAUAUUUUAAUAAUUUAAAAAAUUUAUUUUUUUCAACACAUGUCAAACAAAAAUCAGCUUUAGAAAAUAAGCACAGUUUUUAGUAACAAUGCAAGAAAUCUAACAUUUAACUUUUAUCUUAGAAAAACCUAUUUUUAUACCCACCAUCAAAAAAGAUGGGGGGUAUAUUGAUUUUCUCAUUCCGUUUGUAACACAUCGAAAUAUUGAUCAUAGACCCACAAAAGUAUAU